GGAGCCUGUUUGUCCCCUGUCAGGUGUAAAUCAGGGCCCGUCUCUCUCUGGGAGCCGUACUGGAGUAUCAGCUCUUCUGUGUGCACAAAACACUGCUUUAUGGACUCCACUGUUAGGUCUGAGCCGCAGCGUCUGCAGCCGGUGCAGUUGGCCGUGGUGGCGUGCGGAUCCAGACUGCAGGAGACUCUCACCAUGAUCAAAUCCGCCGUCAUCUUCAGCCGCAGUGAACUGCACUUCCACAUCUUCGCUGAGGAGGAUCUGCAUGCUGGAUUCAGAGACACGCUGCAGUCAUGGCCGCAGAGGGUUCGCUCCAGGUUCAGCUACAGCAUUUAUCCCAUUAGCUUCCCAUCAGAGAACGCCAGAGAGUGGAGGAAACUCUUCAAACCCUGCGCUUCACAGAGACUCUUCCUGCCUCUGAUCCUGAAGCAGGUGGACUCAGUGCUGUAUGUGGACACUGAUAUCCUCUUCCUGCGGCCGGUGGAGGACAUCUGGAGCUUCCUGUCCUCGUUCAACCGCAGUCACGUGGCGGCGCUGGCACCUGAACACGAGGAGCCUCGCAUGGGCUGGUACAACCGCUUCGCUCGACACCCAUACUACGGUAAAACUGGAGUCAACUCAGGAGUGAUGCUGAUCAACAUGACGCGCAUCAGACACACACACUUCAAGAAUGAUCUGUCAGCGAUGGACCUGAGCUGGUCUGAUCUCCUGAUGCCGCUGCUGAACAAAUAUAAGCUGAACAUCACCUGGGGGGACCAGGACCUGCUCAACAUCAUCUUCCACUACAACCCCGAGAGUCUGCUUGUGUUCCCCUGCCACUGGAACUAUCGGCCGGAUCACUGUAUUUAUGGCAGUAACUGCGCCGCCGCUGAACAACACGGCAUCUACAUCCUACACGGCAAUCGAGGCGUUUACCACGAUGACAAGCAGCCAGCAUUCAGCGCCGUUUAUAACGCCAUCCAGCAG
Messenger RNA from Danio rerio (zebrafish), 963 nucleotides. NCBI's taxonomy places the organism in Eukaryota, Metazoa, Chordata, Actinopteri, Cypriniformes, Danionidae. The record is from RefSeq and is a predicted model, not a curated record.